AUGCACUGUUGGAAAGUGAUGGCUCUCGCCUUGCUCUGCUCGCUGCUGCUCAGCCAGACGCACUGUGCUUCCCUGCACCACCACCAGCCCCGGCUCACCAGGCAGAGGCGGAUGACGCCUUUCUGGAGAGGAGUCUCGCUGCGACCCGUCGGAGCCUCAUGCAGGGACAACAGCGAAUGCAUCACAAUGCUCUGCAGGAAAAACCGCUGUUUCCUCAGAGCAGCCUCGGAGUGA
Molecule: messenger RNA, 234 nt
Organism: Pterocles gutturalis (yellow-throated sandgrouse)
Lineage: Eukaryota; Metazoa; Chordata; Aves; Pterocliformes; Pteroclidae
Gene: LEAP2
Product: liver expressed antimicrobial peptide 2
Exons: 3
Coding region: 1-234 (77 amino acids)
Biological process (GO): defense response to bacterium; antimicrobial humoral immune response mediated by antimicrobial peptide
Source: RefSeq, a predicted model, not a curated record